Molecule: messenger RNA, 3007 nt
Organism: Onychostoma macrolepis
Lineage: Eukaryota; Metazoa; Chordata; Actinopteri; Cypriniformes; Cyprinidae
Gene: cpeb1b
Product: cytoplasmic polyadenylation element binding protein 1b
Exons: 12
Coding region: 144-1823 (559 amino acids)
Biological process (GO): negative regulation of cytoplasmic translation
Cellular component (GO): synapse; nucleus; neuron projection
Molecular function (GO): mRNA 3'-UTR binding; ribosome binding; translation factor activity, RNA binding
Source: RefSeq, a predicted model, not a curated record
AAGUGGAUCCCAGGAGAGAAAGAGGUGCUUGACCCGAGCACAGGUGUUGUAAAUUAGGCCAAAAUUUCCUUCGAAAGGUUUAAGUAGACUUAGGAGAGUUGAAUGAGGUGUUGUUUUCGGUAAUUUUGGUUGAUAGUUCUACCAUGGCGUUUUCUCUGAGUGAUAAUCCCAGACUUCUUAACUGCCUGGAUUCUGAUAUUCCAGCCCUGUCAACAUGCAGCAAUGCAGACACGUUCUCCAGGAUGAACACCAUGCUGGGAAAUUCACUGGAUCUGAGCGGGGUUUGCACGACUCCCACUGCCAAAUGCAAGCGAGACCCUUUUAAUGGUCGUCCAGACUCGGACCUGUCUGCGGUCCGGAGCAGGAUGCUUUUUCCCAGCGGUGGCCAGGACUCAUCCAGGGGUCUGCCUGAUGUCAAUAACUGGGGUCUGGGCCUUCAGUCCCUCAGCUUGUCUGACUGGGAGAGACCAUGGAGCAGCCAUGACACCGAUCACUCUGCACAGACCAACACAGCCUCACUGCAGGGGAUUUUGGGGACUCCCAGCCAUCUCUCCAACAAGCUUCCGAGCUACUCCGAGCCUUCCCUUGGUGCCACAGACUUCCUAGAGAAAUUUCCCGGCAUGGCACGCUUAAACUCUCAAUCUUUCCUGGACUCUCACUCCAUUAGCCCUGUGGACUCUGAGACCAGCGGCUUCAGCUCUGGUUCUGAUCACCUCUCAGACCUGCUGUCGUCUUUGAGGAUCUCGCCGUCUGUGCCCUUCCUUAUGUCCAGUAUGCAAAGGGAUCCUCUCAAGCUAGCUCUGGGCUCUCGUAUGGACCACAGCAGCUCCCCUCUCACCCCGCCACCCAGUGCUACCCCAAGCGGUGGUCUGUCCCACCGCUGGCCUGGUGCCUCCAUCUGGCCCAACUGGGACCUAAUGAAGACCCCUGAGAGCCCCUUCAGCAUUGAAAGAGAGGCCUGGCUUCACAGACAAGCAGCCUCUAUCAAUGAAGCUACUUUCACAUGGAGUGGACAGUUGCCCCCCAGACACUACCAGAAUCCCAUUUAUUCCUGCAAGGUCUUUUUAGGAGGAGUUCCCUGGGACAUCACUGAAGCUGGUUUGAUAAACACCUUCAAAUGCUAUGGCCCUCUCAGUGUAGAGUGGCCGGGUAAGGAUGGCAAGCACCCUCGCUGCCCUCCGAAAGGUAAUAUGCCCAAAGGUUAUGUGUACUUGGUGUUUGAAUCGGACAAGUCUGUGCGAGCCCUGCUACAGGACUGCACGGAGGACCUGCUCCAUCCUGAGGGCUACAGCGAGUAUUACUUCAAAAUGUCCAGCAGAAGGAUGCGCUGCAAAGAUGCACAGGUGAUCCCUUGGGUGAUUUCAGACAGUAACUAUGUGAGUUGCCCCUCUCAAAGGCUGGACCCUAGGAACACUGUGUUUGUAGGAGCCCUGCAUGGCAUGCUCAACGCUGAGGCCCUAGCCAGCAUCAUGAAUGAUUUGUUCGGAGGUGUUGUGUAUGCGGGCAUCGACACAGACAAGCACAAGUACCCCAUUGGAUCUGGACGUGUAACCUUUAACAACCAACGCAGUUAUCUGAAAGCUGUGAGUGCUGCAUUUGUUGAAAUAAAGACGCCCAAAUUUACAAAGAAGGUUCAGAUUGACCCAUACUUGGAGGAUGCCAUCUGUCAAUCAUGCAGUCGUGAGCCUGGGCCAUUCUUUUGCAGGGACAAGACCUGCUUCAAAUACUACUGUCGCUCCUGCUGGCAUAGGCAGCACUCCAUGGACAUCCUCAGUAACCACCGCCCUCUGAUGCGCAACCAGAAGAAGAGGGACACCAACUGAAACCACGCAUGGCAGCACGAUGCCUCAGCCUGGAUGUCCAUUGCGCCUGCUCCCCUCGGGGAACUGCUCGAGUCGGCACCCCUUCAAAAGGCCCUCCCAGGAGUUGGGGCAUGGGGAAACACUGUAGAAAGUUCACUGUUGCACUUUCUUUUUAGUUUUGGCUUGUUCACUUUGGCACUGUACACAGUGAGAUGGGUUAGCUGGGACCCAUGGAUGGGAAGACCCAGAGUUUUUGAACUAAGUUGAGAUUCAGGCCAUGGUUGAAGGGUUUUUUUUUUUUGGUUUUUUUUUCCCCCCUUUAUAUAGGUUGCUAUUUUGUUUUGGUAAAUCAUUCUAAAGUCUCAUUGUUUAACAGAAGGAAGCCAUACAGUGCCUUUAAUUGGUUUUCCCUUUCCACACUAGCUGCUUUUUUCUGGCACUUUUUUGCCAAUGUUUUUUACUUUUUUGAGAUGCAACUACAAAAGCCAGAUUUUCAUCAUGACAUUUUUCACAGUUUUAGUUUUCAUAAAUUUUUUACAUGAAACAGUUUUAAGGUAUGGCAUGGAAAAGGUUGAAUAGCAAUCUACCUGGCGGAUUUUUAAUUUUGCGCAUUUUUUUUUCUUUUGUUUUCCCCUCCAUGGUUUUUGGAGUGUAUUUUUGCCUUAUCAGUGUUCUGUUUGGUAGAACAAGAGGUUUGCGCAUAACCCUACAGAUCUAAUUGCCAAUCCAGAUCAAUUUCAGUGCGUGCCUCCACUAGGCGUUGCUUUUACUGCUCUCGAUCAGAUUUCAAACCAACUUGAUAUAUUAAUCCUGAAAUGAGAAUGGCCAUCGACUGCACGUAGUUUUAUUGCACUUUUUAAUUUGCACUUUGUAAAGGGGUAGGUUUUUAAUCACUUAUAUUGUACAUCAGCAGGUGUUGUGGGUGAGCCCAAAUGGCUGCUUGUUGAAUUUAAAACCAUAGACUUCCCUUGAAUGUACCAAGAGCCUUAGCAGACUAAAUGCAAAUGUCACUUUAAUCAUCCUCUGCUGAAUGUCUGAAUGGAUAACAUUACUUUCAGAACUAAGACUGUCUUUUCUCUUCUCCCCAUAUGCAUUCCAUGCAGAGCUAUUUCUCAAGCUCCUCUGUCAUUCUACCUCAUUGUCUGCCAAGUUUGCUUACAAAGGUGAAGUUUGAAUUUUUGACUGGGCACAAUAAAGGUGUUUAA